UUGCUUACGUAUUUUUAAAAAAUAUGACUGAUUGAAAACAAAUAAGUUUUCGACAAGAAAAGUAUAAAAUUGUUCGAAGUUUGCAACCAUCUAAUGGUAGGAGCUAAAAACAUUAUAUUCAUAGGUAUAGACAUUUGCUCACAUUUGCCUAAACGUGAAAAGAUAGAAGUAUCCUUAUUUGAUACGGCUCUACUGGGACUUUCAAAAAUAUCCAUAUUCUGGGUUAGCUAGAUGUUGAUGAUAUAUUUGUGGUUUCAGAACUAUCUGAAAAUCAAAUUAAAUCUUUAGUAUAUGAGUUUAACAAGUUAGACGAAAAUUUGAAAUUUGAGUAUGAAUACGAGAAAAGUAAUACUAUAUCUUUCUUAGAUGUGCAAAUCCAUUUUAAAGGAGCUAAAUUAUGUUUAGAAACAAAUUGGUUUAAAAAACCAACAGCAAGUAACCGUUUGCCACAUUAUGAGUCUGAUCAUAAUCUGGCAAUGAAGAAAAAUAUUGCUAUAAAUAUGAUUAAAAGAAUUCAGAUAGCAAAUAAUGGAAAUCAUACUGAUAAUGACAUGCAAAUACUUAUAAAUAUGUUGACGAAUAGUGGUUAUCCACACAAUUUAGUAAAAAAAAUUUUUCGAAUGGUGAGAAAACAGAAUAAUGAGGAUAGAAGAAUGGUUGAGAAUGAGAAAAAUAGUAAACAGAGUGUUAUUGUUAUUCCUCAUGUAAACGAAUUGACAGAAAAAUUAAGACAUUUACUUAAAAAGUUUGGAGUCAGAAUUUAUACAAAACUUAAUCCUAGUAUAGGUGAUAUGGUUAAUAAAGGCAAUAUAGUUGCUCUAAACAAUAUAAAUAAAAAUAAAACUAGUGAAGAAAAAUGUAUAAAAACCGGAGAAUUUACAGUGUACGGGUUACCAUGUGAAUGUGGUGAUUUAUACACAGGUGAAACCGUAUCAUUAUAUAAAAGAAUUAAACAACAUAAAAUGAAAACUAAAAGGUUUGAUAUAGAGAAUUCUGAAUUGGUUCAACAUAUCAGUGCUAAUACCGGGUGUGCGAUUAAUUUGAUGAAGUAG
Molecule: messenger RNA, 1052 nt
Organism: Didymodactylos carnosus
Lineage: Eukaryota; Metazoa; Rotifera; Eurotatoria; Philodinida; Philodinidae
Source: the annotation of a GenBank genome assembly